Molecule: messenger RNA, 1185 nt
Organism: Glarea lozoyensis ATCC 20868
Lineage: Eukaryota; Fungi; Ascomycota; Leotiomycetes; Helotiales; Helotiaceae
Product: Kelch motif
Exons: 2
Coding region: 1-1185 (394 amino acids)
Molecular function (GO): protein binding
Source: RefSeq, a predicted model, not a curated record
AUGCCUCUUCCACAACCAUUGGAGUCGCUGGAUAAUUCCUGUUCGGCCAUCUUCAACAACACUCUGUAUGCUUACACGUCGACGGCAUUGCAAUCAUUAUAUUUGGGCUCAGACGCAGAAUGGAUGAACUUAACACCAGGCGUUCCUGUGACAGGAGGUGUCUGUGUAAAGUCGACUCCUGUCGACAACGAUGAUGCUGCGGGACUGUGGAUCGUAGGAGGAGUAGCUGACUCCAGCGACUAUAAGGGAUUGCAGAAAUAUACAUUUUCGACGGGACAAUGGGCGACAAUUGAACCGAAUGUUCCAGUAACUCAGAACAGACUCUGGCAUAGUGCCGUCUAUCUCAAUGCCUCCGACACCAUAUUAAUGUACGCUGGAACACAGGAUGGUACCAAGCAGCCCAGCUCGCAAACCUUCACGAUCAACGCCACCGAACCUCACACCGUUCUUGCCUACGAGUCCUCGGCGGAUCCCGCGAUCACGCCAGAAUUGAUUCCGUUUUCGCAAAGCAAGGCAAUGUACGUUGGAGGCAGCGAGACUAACACGAGAGCAAUGCUAUUCAGCGCGACUUCUGGAUGGAAGGACUCUAAUUCAACGCUCGCCCAUCCUUUCUACAACUCUACAAAUAUCCAUGCCAUAGUUAUCAAUGGGGACGAUGGCAGCAAGAACCUAUACACUUUUGACAUGACGAAGUCACCCAACCAGGUGAACAGGACCAUCAUUGUGGAUGCUGAAGGUAACCCAGUACAAAAUGCUGUACCAGUGGUGGAGGAACGUGGGACGAAGACUGCGCCUACAAAAAUGUUGAGAAGAGACGAUUUGACUGUUCAGAAUUGGCCGACGUACAACGACACACUCGUGCCUUCAAGUACGCGCUCCGCCUACUCAAUCGCACGAGAUCAAAGCGGUCUGGUAGUGAUAUCAGGCGGAAAUGAGAAUGAUGUAUUGUGCAUGUUCCGAGCGAGAAAAAACACGUGGGUGAAUGCGACGCAAAUGCUUUCGCGGGCUCAGACCAAUCAACUCGGCACUACUUCGAUACCGACAACGAGCUCUAUCUUGUCAUCGACUGCCUCAUCAGCUCCUACGAACACUGCCCAGAUAUCAUCAGAGCCAGCAUCAACUACUACCGCCGCGGCUGCAGCUAAAGCUAGCUCAGAUCCUCCAUUUCCUGUCAAGCGAUACUAA